AUGGCGCUACCACAUCGAGCCGUAGCACCUUUCCCCUACCAUAGACCGCUUCAAGUUCAAGGAGAAGAGUCAAAAAACUCGGAUAGAAAUUUGCGGCGUGAUCAUCUCUUGAGGGAAAGCUUUCUGGCUGUCCGCUUUGCUGAGGCUUUCGUUCGUCUUGUCCGCGCUGCCUCGCUUUCGCCACCACACAAGAACUAUCUGUUGGCAAUAUGCGACGAUCGCCGUCGAAGCAAGCUCGCUGGUGUCUCGUGUCUUCUUUGGCCUUCUUACUGGCACCGGGGUCUGCUCAACAAAGACGACAACGCUAGUAACAAUCCAGAAUUGGAAAAGACCUUUGGCGGUUAUACAGCCAAACAGCGUCUACGCGAAGAGGUCGAAUCCCCCUUUCGCACGGUCCGUCUCUUUUUCUUUGGCUCUUCCACCGGCUCGGCACUCACAGCAUUGUACUUUUCCCUCCUCAACAUCCUUAAGGCCAAGUCGGGAUUAUAUACGGACGGCCCGUCUCUGGACGACGCCCUGCAGAGUACGGCUAUCAAUGUCGCGGCUGUCCUCAUCUGCGGUUAUCUUACCUACCGCGACUGGAAAGCCGGCGAGACGAACCUGGCUCGCAUCGCCAAGGGCGGUGCCCUCGCUCAGCUUGUCGUGAACGGUCCUUCCCCACGUACUCUCGCCAGCUACCGCCGGAACGCCCGGGUACUCAUCGCCGUUGGUGGGGACGGUUACAUUGAUACCCUUUGUCGGAGCCUCAACGCCGAUCAACGUGCCGACGUCAAUUCGUUGCCUCAAGCACUCAGCGAAGCGGAAGUUGUAAUUGUGCCAGUGUUGCUGCAAAGGAAUGGCGAGACAGAUUGGCGAGUGGGAGACGUCAAGAGUCGUUGGAGUGCUACCGAACCGACCGACAGCGAUCGAAACAUGGACGUCACACGCGCCGACGAGGUGGUGGCUUUUCCGCGGAGCCCUGGUCCGUGGAUAGACUACCUACGCGAUGAAAUCGCCACGGCACAGUCCCAAGGGUUUGAUGUGCUGCAAAAGGGUUUCAUUAUUGUCGUCAAGAAAAAUGGCCGUAUCCUUCGACGAGCCACGGGACAACCACCCUUUGACGAAUUGGUGUCCAACAUGGAAGUCCUGGACGGAUCCAAGUUUGGCAUGCCCGGUGACGAUGAAAAAUAUUCUUCCAAACCGCUGUAG
This is a messenger RNA of Phaeodactylum tricornutum CCAP 1055/1, 1188 nucleotides long. RefSeq lists its product with no specific name. Bases 1 to 1188 code for a protein of 395 amino acids. The transcript has 2 exons. Lineage: Eukaryota; Bacillariophyta; Bacillariophyceae; Surirellales; Neidiaceae. The record is from RefSeq and is a predicted model, not a curated record.